GAAGGACCAGCUCUCCGGCAAGAGCGUCAGCACCAUCAUGGACACCUCCAACGGCGGCAGCUGGCUGCGGGUCUUCCAGCCGGCCACUUACAGGUGCUUCGUGCAGCAAGAGCUCACGGCUCAAUUCAACUCCCAGAGCAAUGUGGAUCCACUGAAGUUUCUAAGCCCAGGAAAGUCUGAACAACAACCAGAGGCAAAGGAGACCCAGAAAGAAAAAGCCAACUCUGUCCUUAAGGGGCUGAGCGUGAUGAUGCUCGUGGGCACGGUCUUGACUCUGCUGGGGUGUCUGCGCAAACAGUUCCGCUUUUCCCGGAGCCAGAAGAGAAACAAGAUGUUGUUGGUGAAAUAAAGUUAGCCCUUUGGGUCGUGGA
Molecule: messenger RNA, 371 nt
Organism: Cervus elaphus (red deer)
Lineage: Eukaryota; Metazoa; Chordata; Mammalia; Artiodactyla; Cervidae
Product: protein FAM187B-like
Exons: 1
Coding region: 38-349 (103 amino acids)
Source: RefSeq, a predicted model, not a curated record